AUGUCUUUCGUUCGACCUGCUAUCUGCAGGGCUUGUCAACAGGCAAAGUUUCGUCCGUUUCGACCAAUUCGAGGCUUCGCUACAGCGCACGGCAGUCAACAACCGCCGACUCCACCGCAGUCGCCGCCAGCAGACAACUUCGUCAAGCUGGUCGAGGUUGGACCCCGCGAUGGCCUCCAGAAUGAAAAGAAGGCCAUUCCGUUGGCGACCAAGAUCGAAUUGAUCGAGAGGCUGGCCAAGACGGGCCUGACCGCCAUCGAGGCCGGCUCGUUUGUGUCGCCGAAAUGGGUUCCCCAAAUGGCCAAUUCGAGCGAAAUCAUGGAGCACAUUCUCACAAAAGCCAUCUCUUCGCCCUCUCCACUACUUUACUCCUUCCUGGCGCCCAACGCCAAGGGUCUCCAGAACGCCACAGACCUGCUCGAGAAACACCCCGAUGCCUUCUCCUCCCUGGUCCGGCCACCCACCGACGUAUCUUCCAAGCCAGGCGUGGAGAUUGCCGUGUUCGCGGCUGCUACCGAGUCGUUCUCUAAGAAAAACCUUAACUGCGACAUCGCCACCUCGCUCGAACGAUUUCGCGAGGUCAUCCAGAAGGCCAAGUCCAGCGGUGUGCGUGUACGGGCCUACAUCUCCGUCGUCCUGGGCUGUCCCUUUGAGGGAUACGAUGUAGACCCUCACAAGGUCGCAGAGAUUGCGACGGACCUGCUCGAGUCCGGUGCCGACGAGAUCUCGCUUGGCGACACGACGGGCAUGGGCACCGCGCCGAGGACCAAGGCCCUGCUCGACUGCAUGCGGUCUGCGGGUAUCCGUAACGAGGAUCUGGCAAUGCACUUUCACGACACGUACGGCCAGGCGCUGGUGAACACGGCCGUCUCGCUGGAGCAUGGCAUCAGGACCUUUGACAGCAGCAUUGGAGGACUUGGUGGGUGCCCCUACAGUCCUGGUGCGACGGGCAACGUAGCCACGGAGAAUAUGGUGUACUUCUUGAGCACGCUCGGCAUGGAGACCGGCGUCGAUCUAGAUGCCGUGUCGGAUAUCGGAGCUUGGAUCACGGGCGAGCUGGGCAAGUCAAAUGAGAGCACGGUGGGCAAGGCGGUGCUGGGAGCGCGCUCCAGGGCGUAG
Molecule: messenger RNA, 1119 nt
Organism: Verticillium dahliae VdLs.17
Lineage: Eukaryota; Fungi; Ascomycota; Sordariomycetes; Glomerellales; Plectosphaerellaceae
Product: hydroxymethylglutaryl-CoA lyase
Exons: 2
Coding region: 1-1119 (372 amino acids)
Biological process (GO): ketone body biosynthetic process; L-leucine catabolic process
Molecular function (GO): hydroxymethylglutaryl-CoA lyase activity
Source: RefSeq, a predicted model, not a curated record